Notodromas monacha is the source of this 1177-nucleotide messenger RNA. NCBI's taxonomy places the organism in Eukaryota, Metazoa, Arthropoda, Ostracoda, Podocopida, Cyprididae. The record is from the annotation of a GenBank genome assembly.
GCAGAUAUUUUAAAUUUGAUCAGUUCCGAGUAUUUCUGAAAGCAUGGUAUUGCGAUUGUAUUAUGCCCCGCACAGCGGACCAUGUCGGGCAGUGAAACUUCUAGCUGCGGAGCUCCAGCUCAACGUGGAAAUCAAGCCCAUCAAUCUGAAGUCUCGGGAGCAGCUGAAAGACGACUUUCUGGCUUUGAAUCCGAUCCAUACAGUCCCGACUUUGGACGACGACGGAUUUGUGCUUUGGGACAGCCAUGCUAUCAUGCAAUAUCUGAUGAACAAGUACAGGAAAGACAGCGAAUUGUACCCCCAAGACCCCCAAAAGCGAGCUGUGAUCGACAACCGCUUGUGCUUCAAUCUGGGAACUUUGAAUGCCACCAUUCGUGCGUAUUACUACCCAGUUCUACGUCUUGGAGCGACGCAUUUCGUAGCUUCGCAAAGAGAUAAAAUUCAAGACGUUUUGGGUUGGCUGGAUGGACUCAUUGAAAAAUCCGGUGGAUGGACUGCAGGUCCUCACAAAACAUUGGCGGAUUACAGCAUCAUUGGAACCAUGUCCAAUGUUCCGAAAAUGCAUGGGCCGCAUAAGUUUGACUUGACAAAGUACAAAAACAUUACGGAGUGGAUGAACAAGUGCCAAGCAGAGAUGAAAGACUACGACGAGAUUAUGGAGACUGGCGCCCAGCUGUGGUUCGACGACUUGUUUGCCGUCAUUGCGGAAGGCAAAGAAAUCAAGACUUAUAAGAAUACAUCAACAAUCAUCAUGGGAAUCACGUUGUAUUACAUGUCUCCGAGUCCACCUAGCAGAGCAGUAGAUUUUCUCAUCAAAGAGCUGGAAUUGGACGCUGAAUUGAAGCAAGUCAAUCUGUUGGAAAAAGAUCAAUUGAAACCGGAGUUCUUGGCUCUGAACCCGACUCACACGAUUCCGACCUUGGAUGACAACGGAUUUGUUGUUUGGGACAGCGAGUGUCUCAUCUUCCCUCUUUCAAAUUUAUGUCCAGACUACACCAGGAGUUUCUUGAAUGCCAAUUUUUUUUAUGAUUGUAGUCACGCCAUUCUGCAAUAUUUGGCAUCGAAAUACGGAAAAGACAGCACUUUGUACCCGAAGGAUCCUGAGAAUCAGGCCACCGUGAACAACAGAUUGUUUUUCAAUGCGACAACUUUUUUCCCGAGAAUGCGAGAUUACGCU